Molecule: messenger RNA, 2185 nt
Organism: Sapajus apella (tufted capuchin)
Lineage: Eukaryota; Metazoa; Chordata; Mammalia; Primates; Cebidae
Gene: MCCC2
Product: methylcrotonoyl-CoA carboxylase 2
Exons: 17
Coding region: 140-1831 (563 amino acids)
Biological process (GO): L-leucine catabolic process
Cellular component (GO): methylcrotonoyl-CoA carboxylase complex; mitochondrion
Molecular function (GO): methylcrotonoyl-CoA carboxylase activity
Source: RefSeq, a predicted model, not a curated record
AGAAUCGGGAGGCCUUCGCUAGUGCUGCAAAGACCCGAGACCAGCCCCAGCCAGGGAAGCGGAAGGGGAAAGCACCGACUCCGGGCCAGCGCAGGCCGCUCUCUCGCUCUCUUCGCUCGCUCGCUCUGUGCCCGCCGCCAUGUGGGCCGCCCGGAGGUUAGCCCUGUGGCCUUGUGCCCGCGCCGCUCCCGCCGGGCUGCGCGGCUAUCACGGGGACUCGGUGGCCUCGUUGGGCACCCAGCCGGACGCGGGCUCUGCGGUCUACCAGGAGAACUACGAGCAGAUGAAAGCACUAGUAAAUCAGCUCCAUGAACGAAUGCAGCGUAUAAAACUAGGAGGUGGUGAGAAAGCCCGAGCACUUCACAUAUCAAGAGGAAAACUAUUGCCUAGAGAAAGAAUUGACAAUCUCAUAGACCCAGGGUCUCCAUUUCUGGAAUUAUCCCAGUUUGCAGGUUACCAGUUAUAUGACAAUGAGGAGGUACCAGGGGGUGGCAUUAUUACAGGCAUUGGAAGAGUAUCAGGAGUAGAAUGCAUGAUUCUUGCCAACGAUCCCACUGUCAAAGGAGGUACCUACUACCCAGUGACUGUGAAAAAACAAUUACGGGCACAAGAAAUUGCCAUGCAGAACAGGCUCCCCUGCAUCUACUUGGUUGAUUCGGGAGGGGCAUACUUACCUCGACAAGCAGAAGUGUUUGCAGAUCGAGACCACUUUGGCCGUACGUUCUAUAAUCAGGCAAUUAUGUCUUCUCAAAAUAUUGCACAGAUCGCAGUAGUCAUGGGCUCCUGCACCGCAGGAGGAGCUUAUAUGCCUGCCAUGGCCGAUGAAAACAUCAUCGUACGCAAGAAGGGUACAAUUUUCUUGGGAGGACCCCCCUUGGUUAAAGCGGCAACUGGGGAAGAAGUAUCCGCUGAGGAUCUUGGAGGUGCUGACCUUCAUUGCAGAAAGUCCGGAGUAGGUGACCACUGUGCUUUGGAUGAUCAUCAUGCCCUAUACUUAGCUAGGAAGGUUGUGAGGAAUCUAAAUUAUCAGAAGAAAUUGGAUGUCACCAUUGAACCUUCUGAAGAGCCUUUAUUUCCUGCUGAUGAAUUGUAUGGGAUAGUUGGUACUAACCUUAAGAGGACCUUUGAUGUCCGAGAGGUCAUUGCUAGAAUCGUGGAUGGAAGCAGAUUCACUGAAUUCAAAGCCCUUUAUGGAGACACAUUAGUUACAGGAUUUGCUCGAAUAUUUGGAUACCCAGUAGGUAUCAUUGGAAACAACGGAGUUCUCUUUUCUGAAUCUGCAAAAAAGGGUGCUCACUUUAUCCAGUUAUGCUGCCAAAGAAAUAUUCCUCUGCUGUUCCUUCAAAAUAUUACUGGAUUUAUGAUUGGUAGACAGUAUGAAGCUGAAGGAAUUGCGAAGGAUGGUGCCAAGCUGGUGGCCACUGUGGCCUGUGCCCAAGUGCCUAAGAUAACCCUCAUCAUUGGAGGCUCGUAUGGAGCUGGAAACUUUGGGAUGUGUGGCAGAGCAUAUAGCCCGAGAUUUCUCUACCUUUGGCCAAAUGCACGUAUUUCAGUGAUGGGAGGAGAGCAGGCAGCCAAUGUGUUGGCCACGGUAGCAAAGGACAAAAGAACCCGGGAAGGAAAGCAGUUCUCCAGUGCUGAAGAAGCAGCUUUAAAAGAGCCCAUCAUCAAGAAGUUUGAAGAGGAGGGAAACCCUUACUAUUCCAGUGCAAGGGUGUGGGAUGAUGGGAUCAUUGAUCCAGCCGACACCAGACUCGUUCUGGGUCUCAGUUUUAGUGCUGCCCUCAACGCACCAAUAAAGAAGACUGACUUUGGGAUCUUCAGGAUGUAACUGGAAUAAAGGAUGUUUUCUGUUGGACAUGUACCAAAAGUGAACACAUGUAAUAGCCUUAAAAUUUUAGACUUUUUGUACAUGUGGCUAUUACAGUAAUUUUUUUUUAACACAGUGCAUUGUACUUUUUUCUACCUUACAAAAAUCAAUGAGUAUAUUUAUUUAAUGAACAUCAAUUCCCUUUCAAUUUUCUUAGAGAAAUUUCUCUGUGGCUCAGUUUUACCACCCAUAAAGUUGAGACAAAUUUACAGGUAUCCUUUCUGACCCACAAAGUACGAAAAGUUCUGGAAUCUGUAAGCUCAGUCUUGUAAUCUGUGUUAUUGAGAUGAUUAAUAUAAAGUUGUACUUUCACUG